Bradysia coprophila is the source of this 1377-nucleotide messenger RNA. RefSeq names its product Hematopoietically expressed homeobox (gene HHEX). Lineage: Eukaryota; Metazoa; Arthropoda; Insecta; Diptera; Sciaridae. Gene Ontology annotation, molecular function: RNA polymerase II cis-regulatory region sequence-specific DNA binding; DNA-binding transcription factor activity, RNA polymerase II-specific. The record is from RefSeq and is a predicted model, not a curated record. Gene Ontology annotation, biological process: regulation of transcription by RNA polymerase II; cell differentiation.
AAUACCAAAGGGACAUCAUUCAUAGUUUGAUAUCCACUUAAUCGCAGUUGUGAUCUUGUUCUAAUAACAACGUGUUAAAGUGGUUGACGUGAUUUUGUUGUCGUUAUUUUUUUUUUGAUUUUUUUUAUUUUAAUUACUCGGAUCAAAUUUUUGGCUUUUCGUAUUAGUAGAACCAGAAAAUUUAUUUUAAAAAAAUAAUUUAUUUUUUGUUCGUCUAAAUGUGAAAUGGGCACAUCAAAAAAGAAAUCUUCAUUUCGUAUUGAUGAUAUCCUUCAGCAACAGUCAGUGGAAAAUAUUAAUAAUAACAACAACAGCCAUCCGAACAACGGUUACAAAAUCUCAACAAAUAUGGAUAAUUUCAAAUCGUACAUCGAACACAUAAACAGUGCAACAUCGGCCAACGGCCAAAGUCAGACACACAAUACGGUUAUAACGUCAACAUCGUCGGAAAAUUCAUCGGUACAAUCAACAAAUUCAACAGAUUCGCCCCGAAAACCAUUGCCAAUGUAUCCACAAAAUGUAUUGGAUAUGCAAAAGUCUAAUUUUUGCUUCCCGAUGCCGCUGGGCAUGUCGUCAUUUUCGCCGGCCGCGGCCUAUUUCGAACAUUAUGCGAAUGCAUUCCACAAAGCAUCACCACGUAUCUGGCCGUUUUAUCCGCAUCCGUAUGGCGGUUAUUUGCUUCCGGGAUGUAAUUCGAAGCGAAAAGGUGGACAAGUUAGAUUUACGCCGCAGCAAACGCAAAAUUUAGAAAGACGAUUUUCCAGUCACAAAUACCUGUCACCGGAAGACCGACGGCAUUUAGCUAUGCAAUUGAAAUUGAGCGAUCGACAGGUGAAGACCUGGUUUCAAAACCGUCGUGCAAAAUGGCGCCGUUCAAAUGGGACAUCAUCGGAAUCUCCCACCAGUAACAGCAUGUCGGACAGUUCAUCCACGCCAUUAAAUCUUCAAGUAGUUAGUAAUUCACAAUCAUUAAACGAUAACAUUAACAUGAUGGCUGGAGCGCAACCAUAUCAUUACCAGAAAAAUUCCAAAUUCGAUGCCGAAAGUGAAGAAGACGACGAUGACGAUUAUGAUGAAGCAGAUUCCCCGAUUAAUGUAUCAUGAAUUGUGUUUUGUUUGUAUGCCGUUUAGAGGUGAUGAAAUUAGUGAGUUUACAAACUACGUUUGAAAAUUAGCGUAUACAUUUCACCGAAUCGUUUUAUUGAAUUAAGUUAAUUAAAUUAAUUAAAUGUGUACCAACUUCAACGCACUAAAAGCGAAUAUGACGAAGUUCGGUUCAAUUUUCUGUUUUCAUUUUUAAGUUUCAUUGACUUGUCUAUAAUAGUACCACACUAGUCAUCAGCUGUAGCAAAAUAAAGAAUUUUUAAUUUCUCUAAA